This is a messenger RNA of Vigna umbellata (rice bean), 1092 nucleotides long. NCBI's taxonomy places the organism in Eukaryota, Viridiplantae, Streptophyta, Magnoliopsida, Fabales, Fabaceae. The record is from RefSeq and is a predicted model, not a curated record.
UGAAAUAAGACCCACUAAAAUUUAUACAUAGAAGUAUAAAACACAAUGUCGUGACCAAUUCUAUCCUCUAUAUAUGUAAUUGUACUUAAUCUCGCGAGCUUUGCUUUCCACAUCCUGAUUCAAACAUUCUUUUUAUGCUACUUGCAACAGAAUUCCACUAAUCUUUUCUCCAUUGAUACAGUUCUUUAGGUUCCCAUUGAUAUAAACUUUUCUUAUCAUCAAUGUAUGAUAUAUCUGUAUUAGUAUAGCCCAAAUGCUUUUAUCAAGUCUUGAGCUUAUUUCACUAUUAAACCAUUUCAGGCUCUGGACACAUUCAAUGCUACAAUUGUUUCUCCUGUAUAUUAUGUAAUGUUCACAACUCUUACAAUAAUUGCCAGUGCUAUAAUGUUUAAGGAUUGGUCUGGUCAGGAUGUCAGCAGCAUAACCUCUGAGAUAUGCGGAUUCAUCACCGUUCUUUCAGGAACAAUCAUAUUGCACAUGACUAGAGAACAGGAAGAUUCUAAUAUGCAAAAGACCUCCAGAUGGUUCACUCGUGAGGAUUCGAUGAAGGGUGUGGAGGAUGAACACCUCAUUUUCAUUCACGAUUCAGACUAUCCCGAACGUUGAGUUUUCCUACGAUGUUAGGUUGAUGGAGCCGAUACAAUGACGUGAGCUGCCCAUGGCCAUAUGGUGUGGUGCUUCUGCAGUGUGGAUAGCUUGUCCUGGAGUUUAAUGAAUUCAAGCAUCCAUGGUGCUAUAGUUCUAUAACCAUUGCUUUCCAUGCUGUUGACUGGGGCCACUCAGAACUUGCGAAAUACUAUAAUCGUGAUUGAAGUGCCGAACCAUUUCUAACUGAAAUGGGAUUGCUGUCUCAUUACAACGAAAUUUUUGGAGCGAUCAUAUGCCAUUGUUCUAUUCUGCGUCUUAGCCAGUGUAAUAUUUCUUCACACACACACAUUGAUAUGUUACUAGGAAGUCAGCAAUUGUUUAUAUAGUUCCGUCUAUAUUUUCUCAUUUAAUUAAUUAUUAGAUUUAUCGUUUUAUUUCUUGAAUUAGGUAAAGGAAAAAUCUAUUGGUUUGUUAAUGGUGAAGAUAUUUAUUCUUCCGAACUUC